Molecule: messenger RNA, 5745 nt
Organism: Spodoptera litura
Lineage: Eukaryota; Metazoa; Arthropoda; Insecta; Lepidoptera; Noctuidae
Gene: MBD-R2
Product: PHD finger protein MBD-R2
Biological process (GO): regulation of transcription by RNA polymerase II
Cellular component (GO): NSL complex
Molecular function (GO): DNA binding
Source: RefSeq, a predicted model, not a curated record
CUUUGGUGUCAUGCAUGUGUCAUGUCAUGUCAUGGCGUACCUAAUGCGAAAUGAUUGUCAGUUUGGUACAAUUGGUAUUGUAUUUUGGUUACAACAAUUAUUUGAGCGAGUUUUGUGAUUUCGAUAUAUACUAUUUAAGGAUUGAAGCAAGUAAAUCUUGCUUAGAACGUAUCUUACUGUAUUAAUACAUUGAUAUAUUGAGUCUAACAGGAUGGCUGUAAAAAAAUGUUGCAUUGACAACUGUAACUCAUGUUCUACAAGAAAGGAGGAUAAAGGUGUAACAUAUCACAAGUUCCCAAAAAACGAUAAUAUACGUGACAUUUGGGUAGCUGUUACACAUUACAAACACACUGACACAGAGUUGCCGCACUUUGUGUGCUCACGGCAUUUCUGUAAAAAUGACUUUCAAAGUUACAAGGACUCUAAAUACAAAUUGAAACCAGACGCAGUCCCUUCAAUAUUUCCAUGGGAUUCCGAUACUGACGAAGAAAUGGAAGACAUAAGCGCACCAGUCGAAGGUUUCAGUGCGGACUGUGAAGUUGAGAAUGUUGAUGCAAUUAAGAAGUUUAUAGAAGCGCAAGAGAAGGAAUUACAGGAGCAGAAACUGGCUGACUUUGAGAUUAGUGAGAAAAGUAAUGACACUGCAGAUAGUGCUGCGCCAUGUCAUAGUGAGACAGUGUGCGAGCCUGGCUCUGUGAUGGGUGUGAUACACAGCGAGUCUGAGACUGAUGUAGACAUCUCUAAGAAAAAAGAUGUUUCUAGUAAACAGUUAUUAAGUCCAGUAGACAAAGGUAACAACAGUACUAUGGCACUCUCAAUAGGAUCAAAAGUAGAAGCUAAAGAUUUUGAAGAGAAAUGGCAUGCUGCAGAAAUAAUAGAAGUUGACUAUGAAGAGAUGGAAGUACUUAUACAUUAUGAAGUUGAUAGAAAGAAACACGACGAAUGGAUAAGCGUAAGCAGUCCUCGUCUAAGACCCUUCAAUGAGGCCUCAACCAGUAGCAGCACAAGUUCAACCACAGUCAAACCUGGGCCCAGUUCAGAAGAGAGUCUCACAGAUACACUGCCUAUAUCUUCUCUGAAAGAAGAAGCGAAAGAUAUAAAGACAGAAGAGAAGAUUAAACUGACUUACGCCAUUGGAGAACGAUGUCUUGCAAGAUGGCGGGAUAACCGACGGUUUAUUGCCACUAUUCUGAAAGACCUGGGGGAUGGCAAUUACGAAAUUGUUUUCGACGACGGUUGUAACUGGACGUGUAAUACGUCUCGGUUGCACAAGCUGCGCUCGAAACAGGGGAGUGGCACACCGUCCGCGCCCGUCUCUCACGGGGCCGGGCCGUCCAACGCGAACACACAGACUGCCUUCCACACACACCUAUUUGACCCUACAAGAGAUUAUUUAGGCUCAAAAAGCGAACGUCGCGAAAUGAAGCGCAAAUUAAACAUAAAAGAAAUAUUUAAUAUAGGACAGAAGAAGUCUCGAAAGCAGAAGAGUGCGGAUGAAAAACCACAUAAAACGGUGGAAAGGAAACCACGGAUUUUGAAAAAGAGGCGGGAGAGGCCCGUCAAGUUGAAGCUUGAGAGCGAAAUUAAGACGGAAAUUAAAAGCGAUGUGCCAGCAGUAGAUGCAGUAGCUUCAAUCAUUGGUACUGUAAGCAAAGAAACCGCAAAUAUAGAUGUUAAAGAAGAUGAGAAGCAAGCCGAAGAAACGCCGGAGUCAGUACAAGAGGAGAGUAAGAAAGAAGAAGAAGAAGUACAACCAGAACCUACUGAUGAUAAAAAAAAGAAGAUUGAAACAGAAGGUUUAAGGCUUAACUCCACUGAAGAAUCAAUUAAACAAAAUGACAAUGAAGACGAUCUCAUACAGUUAGAAGAUCUAAAAGGCGAAAUAGACCCAGUUUUAGAUGAAGAAGUUAAAUUAGAGCAGUUUGAAAAACAAGACGACGUGAGACACGAAGAAGUGAUAGACAGAAUCAAAGAAGCAAUAAACAAACUAGAAGAUGGAUUGAGUCAAAUAGAAAAGGUUAACUCACCUAAAGUAGAAUUAGAAUUGAAACAAGAAAUAUUUUCACCAGAACUGAAACCAACUCCGGAAGUUAAAGAAGAAGAAAGUGACAAGGUAGCAGAAGCACAAACGGAGAGAGAUAAGAAGAAACUAGCAAAGGUUAAGAAAGGAAAGAAGUUGAGAUUAUUGCGGGAGAAGAAAGUAAAGAAACAAGUGGAGAUAGUAAAGCAUGAAAUAGAACAGAUGAGAAAACAGAUGUCUGAGAUGCGGAAACAGAUACUAAAGAGACCGGACUUAGCACAUAUAGCACCGGGGUCCAUAUUGCCUGAAUCCUUCCUGUUGCCUAAUGAAUGGUGUUGCCGGUGGGUCAAUGGCCAGCCCCUUGGUACCGUCAGUGAGAUCGAGUGCGAGGUUAAACAACAAGAGCCUGGCAGUAAACCACCUCUACCCAGGAGAAGUGUACAGGUUGAAGACAAGCGAUUACCUGAAGGUUGGACGAAACAUAUGGUUCGUAGGAGCUUUGGGAAUUCUGCGGGCAAGUGGGACGUCGUGUUAGUUAGCCCCGACAAUCGACGGUUCCACACGAAGAAUGAGAUGCGAAUGUAUUUGGAGAACAACCCAUCGCUAAUAAACGAGGGAUAUGAAUACGUGUUGACGGACUUUGGAGUGCACCUAAAGUUGGCGCGUCGUAUGGGAUGGAUCACUCACACCGAGGAGGAAGUGCCCUCCGCAGCGCCCCUCCCCGCCGGCACGCUCAGCUGUACCUCCCCGCUAUACAAACGUAAGAAACUCUCUCUUAAGAAGAAGAGAGAUGGCAAAGAAAAGAGACCUAAGAUUACCAUCAAGAUGAAGGUGCCAAAGGAUCGUCCACCAUCAGAAGAUCCUGUCUCUUCUCCAAGUUUACUAAGUGGCAAUGAUAAUUCUCCAGCGCCAGAACCUGCCGUAGAAGUCCCUCCGUUAGAAGAUGGAUAUGUGUAUGUUGGUUCAUUAAAAGUUCAAAUAAUCGAGAAUCUCCUCCGAUGUCCAGCUGAGGGCUGUUUCAAGAACUUCCGAAACAACACUCUAAUACAAAUGCAUAUCAAACACUAUCAUAGAGAACUGCGAAAGAUGUUGGGAGACACACCGAAAGUUCUAGACCUCGCGUACGCAAGGACAAAGCAGCCCAUUGAGGUAGAGAGCCCAAGAGUUACCAACGACAAGGUGAUCAAAGUGAAGAUACCGAGACCUCCAAAACGGGAAGAGCCUAAACAAGAAGUCAAAGAAGUGAAACCAGAACCUCAGGUAGAUACAACACCAGUUGCUCCAGUGAAGGAGCCUGAAUUACCAAUACCAAGGAGUCAGGACUCGCCCAAGCUUCGCCAGGCUUUAAGCAACAAGCCAGUGAAGAGACCGCGGGUGUUAUUGCCCGUUAGAAGACCUGAUCCAGAGCCAGUAUUGCCUGAACCAGUAAACGAAGACGUAGAUGUGGAGAACACAGAGAACAUCGAGCCUGGCAUGGAGAUGCCAUCUUUAAACAUGGCAUUGGACUUUGAGAGUGCGAUAUCUACGCACACAGUAACCAAACCUAUUACUGAGAAGAAGAGAAAAGCUGAGAAGAGACGUAAGACCUUUGCUUUGGCUGCUAAACGGCCGGCAAGUGAGGAAGAAGACUGGUUGGGAGCUAAUUCUGACUUUGACACGCGGUCAAGCUUCCCGCGGUCAGGAACACCCGACUCUAAAGCCGACCUCAAGGUCGCGCCGGUGUCUUCUGAGUCUAACGAGGAGAAUAAGGACUCUAAUAUGUAUAUGUAUACUGAGAACGGCGAGCGUAUAAAGAUAGUGCACAUGAAGCGCGAGGAGAUAAUAAACUGCCACUGCGGGUUCCGCGAGGAGGACGGACUCAUGGUGCAGUGCGAGCUCUGUCUCUGCUGGCAACACGCGCUCUGUCACAACAUACAGAGGGAGUGCGACGUCCCCGAAAAAUACACAUGCAGUAUAUGCCUAAACCCUCGUCGAGGGCGUAGGUCCCAGCGCUUCCUUCACGACCAGGAUCGCAUGUACGAAGGGUUACUACCGGGCGGCAAACCAUGUGAAACAUUACGUCGCUCUCACGAACUCGCUGGGAAUCUACUGCGCAUCGAGGACGCAUUACAUGCACUCAGAGUCAAGUACUAUGUUGCUACCAAAAAAGACCACCCCAAGUUAUACCUAUGGGCCAAGGAUUGGGAGCAGCUUGAGAUUCAGAACACGCAGGAGAAGCUAAACUCUGAUUAUUCAGAUCUGAACAUUAUGAUUAAUAUGGACAAGGAGAACAAACCUAUUAAACCGGAAGAUGUGAAGGACAUACAGUUAGACUUAAAGACUCCACCAUCUGAAGAACAGGACCAGGAACGGUAUACACAUAAGGACGCGCAGCUUGGAGCUCAGUCGCUACUGAGUGGUUUACUGUCGAGUCCGGGCGACGCAUCACUCGACUUACCCAUCAGCACAUCAGAGUUGGAGCGACUCGCUAUAUCUGUGCAAGAGCAAGAAGCCCAGCGCGCCAUGAUAGUGGCCCCUCAACCCGAGCCUCCCAUUGAGAACGCGACCUGUCGCCGUCAGCUACUGAAACACUUACAACGCUGCCAGGCACUCAUCGACGCCAGGCUAGACUCCAUCGAGGCGCAGGUUGCAGAACUAGAAUCCCAAGACCCGUCAUUCGAGGACGAUGAAACAGCCGAGUACUGCCCGCGCACCAAGCAGACGGUGCAGAUGCUGAUGCGAGAUCUGGAGACCAUGGAGGAGUUGGGAGUCAUCACGUAGACUUACACAUCACAUGGAAUUAGGGAUAGUACUAAAAGAAGUAUUUAUAAGCAUAAUACUAUGAAUUUAUUGCACAUAACUGUCAUAUAAAGGCUUGGCCGCACUACGAUUUUUUCUCGAGAGCGGUUAAUCGCGAAAUAUUUGGAGAUUAUGCCCCCACAAUUUUCAUCCUUACCUUUUCACCAAGUUCUAUGAAUUUUGCAAUAGAAUUUUACUUGACAAUUUUUUAAAAUCAGUCGUGGAUGAAAACACUGGCAUUCCUCUGGUUGUUUUAUAAAGUCGCGCUAUUGAGACCGCUACAUUGUAACAGUGUGUAUUGCGGCCUAUACCUAAAUGGACAAAAGCAAGCAAGCAAGUAGUGCCUUGUUUAAAAUUAACUAAGUGAAGGGUUUGUUAUAAAACGAAGACUAAGUUAUUGUAUUUAUGACGGUAAUUAUGAUAAUUAGUUCCAUAUAACCAUUUUGUUCUAAUAAUAAAUUGAAUACUACAAACUAGGUACUUUUCGGUAUUUGUGUGCAAGUUACAAAGCUUUAAUGUAUUUCUUAGGUUAAAAUUGAUAAUAGCUGUAAACAAUACUUAUAUUAUUUUGUAAUAGUUAUGCCUGCGGCUCUCACGCAAUAAUGUAUAGUUAAUAAGAAAUAGAUAUUUACAUAAUGAUUUUACUGUUCGCACCUUACAUAAUCAGGUCCAGUCAUUCCCAAGUUUUAGUGAGACUAAUGAACUAAUGUAUAAUUUUGUAUAAAAAACUAAUGAUAUGACUAUAAUUUGUAAAUAAAUUACUGCGAAAAAAUUGCCAUAAAUAUAUCUGCUCUAAGUGUUAUUGCAAAUACUAAGUCAUAGUAAGUGAAAAUGUUUUCAUAAAGUCUAUAUUCCUGAUGUUAUUAAUAUAUGUAGGUAGGUAAUAUGAUGUCUAAUGACGUUGAAUGUGAAGAUACCAAAAUAGAAAUAAAGGACCGCACAAGGAA